Molecule: messenger RNA, 1269 nt
Organism: Postia placenta MAD-698-R-SB12
Lineage: Eukaryota; Fungi; Basidiomycota; Agaricomycetes; Polyporales; Adustoporiaceae
Exons: 2
Coding region: 1-1269 (422 amino acids)
Source: RefSeq, a predicted model, not a curated record
AUGCUGAAUCAAUAUGGAGACUCUCCGAACGAGACUGUUGCGCCCCAUCAGAUUACCCACUCUCCCAAUCCAAACCCUCGUCUUCGACGGAUAUCCAUGGCUGACAUCCCGGACGACGUUCUCGUACCGAUCUUCCGUCAAGUCUUCAAUUGCACAGGUCAACGCAAGCCCAAGACGGGGAUACAUUUCCCAGAGUCAGUUGCCUCUGUUUGUGCGCAAUGGAGGGCAGUGAUGUUCUCCGUGUCGGAGUUUUGGAGCGUUUUGCUCAUCGCUACCGACCCCGAUUCAGACAAGCCCACGCCACUUCGGGGUCAAGUCGAAAAUGUCACUCCGACCACCGGGACUCUAGAGGCACCCAUUUUGGAGUCGAUGGACAUUUAUGGGGGGGCCUUGUGCCAAAUACUUGAACGUGGAACUCCAAUGCUCCCCAAACUCAAUGAGAUCAUCAUUGAUGCGAGCUUUCACAACGGAAAAUAUACAUUCUCACUGGUCGAUUUCGUUAAGCUGCUGCCUAAACUCCCGUUGCUACGCACGCUUCGUUGCGACAGCGUCGAAUUGGCUUCAUCUGGCGAUGAGCUCCCCCCACCCGACCUCGGAAGUCCUCCACAGAUCGAAGAAGUGGAAUUUACAUACAUGAACGGCAAGGAUAUAGAGGCGAUCAGUUCAUGUUUAGGCCGGCCCACAGUCACCCGUGCUCAUUACUACGGUUGCACCUUCCCGCGACGGUUCAAGCUGUUCCAUACAUCAGGAUCAUGCCUUCUGACGAACAUGCUGAACCAUAGGAACAUCGUUCCACAAAGAGAUAUCUUUAACUUCUUGAAGGACUGGAAUGGCCCACAGUGUUCCACACUCCACAUCGAGAGCAGCCCAUUCUCGGUGGACAUCGUCGAAUACCUGACCGGGCCUCUACCUGACGGUAGCUGGGCAUGCCCGAACUUGACCGAGCUCGUUCUCUCAGGUUUUUGCUAUGGACUUUCCAACAGCGAAUCGGCGCAACGAGCCCUUGUGAACAUGAUCAAAGCUCGCUACGCCUUCAAUAACAGCACACAACUUCCACCACAGGGACAUCCUGACCAUGUCGUCUCGUCUUUGACACGGCUCACGGUGGACGACAAAGGACGUUUCCGGUGUUAUCUUGAGGCAGAUGAUUUUGAAUGGCUCGACGCCAAUCUCGUUUCCGUACGUUGGGGUGAUUGGUCAGGGGGUAACGGGGAGUACUUCAAGUCCAAGUCUUCGGUUGAGGGACCUGACAGGGAGACCUACGCAUAA